UUCGGACCCUGUUUCACCACACCUUUGAACCAUUCGUUUUGACUUGACCCUGUCGGCCAGACUAAAUUACAAAAAGCUGCUAGUAGUCGACAUGAGGGAGUACGGUUACGUGGAGAUUGAGGUCGACUGCGCAGAUAUGCCAUGGUGCAGUCUUUGCAGAACGUUCUUUCACAAGGACUCGGACAAAGAGUGUCCUCGGAGCGAGAUAUACAAGAAAGCGGUAGCAAAAGAGAAGGGAACAGGGAAAGAGAAAGAAGAGAUAGAAGAGAAGGGGAAAGGCAAGGAAGCGAGAAAAGAGAAGGAAGGUGACCCUAACUUUCAGGAGAAAGUUGGGGAGAAGGAGAAGGAAACGGAAAAGCCCCCCCCACAGCCCAGCCCCUCUCCAACCGAGCUUGAAGAAUUGAAAGCGGAUGGCAGCUCCGGCUCAUUCGGAAGAUCCUGGGUGGAGCAUGGGAUCCUGCAGUUGAAGGACCUGUGGGAUUAUGAAAUCUCGGAUUGGCUGCCUAUGGAGAAAGUGAAAAGAUUGCUACCGAGGCUCAGAGGAGUAGAACAAAACUACAGUAAAAUUAAACAGGCAGUGCCUCCACAUUGGGUUAAUGCACUCAAGGAUGAUAGGGAGCUGAAUGCUGGCUGCUGGGUAGAGGAUCCCUGCAACACGGGGAGGCUUUGGAAAAUAAUUGGACCAGAUCUGAGAUCUGGAAUGAAAGUCCAGAUCUGGGGGGUUAGACCAGCGAGCCACAACAGAUCUUUGGUUUGGAAGGAAGAUGGGAUGAUCGGCUCCACAAUGGGCUUGCAGGAAGUGCGAGUUCAUGAGCAAUUCACAAAAAAAGGAACGGCCUGCCAAUUGGAGAACAGGGAUACGGACUCUGAUGUGGGAAAUCACGGUCGGAAACGUAGCAACCGAGAAGAGGGUAAGACAACCGUAGGCGGAAGGAUGGACAGAAUGAACAACGGGGGCUUUAAUGGGAAUGGGAAUGGGGGAAGCGGGAACUAUGGGGGAGGAGGGUACAAUGGCGGGAGCGGGCAAGGGGUGACAUGCUACAACUGCGGUAAGAUGGGACAUAUGGCUAGAGAUUGCUGGGCCAAGAGGGGGAGGUUGGCAAGCGAUCCUGAGUUGGACGGAAUGAAGGAAUUUUAUCGAGAUAUUCUGAGACAGAAACGAGACCAAGAGGAGAAGAAGAGAAGAGAGGAGGAACAUGCGAAGAGGGAGGAGGAAGAUAGACGUAGGUGUGAUGAACUCUCGAGGAAGGCACAGGAGUUGAAAGUUGAGAAUCUGAUGGCCCGAGAACUGAAGGAAGGCAUGCGGAAGCAGCAAGAAGAAUUGCGGAAGCAGGCAGAAGAACUGAAGAGGAAACGAGGAGUAGGGGAAGGUACGCCAAAACGGGGACGAGCAAGACGGGGAGGGGACGUCGACCAAGAUUUCUCGGAUCCCCCAUCAGAGGAAGAAUCCGAUCUAAGCAAGAGAAUCGGGGAGCUCAUACGGGUGCUGGAAUCAAGAACACCACCGAGGACAGAUCCAGAGAUAUCUCCGCGGCGUUCCCCGAGGGACACACCACGGCGGACGAAAGUGACCAGGAGGCAGACAAGAUUCGAGCAGGGAGAAAGCUUAGCGGCGGCGGAGAGAAGAGCCUCGCGAGAUCGAGAGACAAAGGCAAGAGAUCGCUACGAAGACACGGGCUUCCUGCUCAAGAAGCGGUAUGAUCAUACUAUGAUGGACUUCAUUUUUAAUCUCCAACGGGAUCUGACGUCGAAGAGGGCGGACCGUAUCAAGGGGCUAUGCCGCAAGGCAGGAAUCAAGUAUAUCACUAGGGACCAAGCCAUCGAGGAACUGGUCCGACAGAACACUGACUUGGCAUAUGAGGGGCUAUAUGAUGAUGAAGGGAACAACGAAGAGGAACAGGAUCCAGUGGUUGACUUGGGAGAUGACGAGGUCCUGACAAGUCCAAGACCUCCGAGGCGCACGACGCCUAGAACACCGCACAGCGAUCGACUCUCUCGCCCCUUAUGCACUGUUUCCCUAUGGAAGUACCUUGCGGUGCUUCUGCGGUUUCGGUGUGCCCUAAGGGGGCAGGGCGAGGGUAUGGAGGUACUCCGAUUGGUGGGAAUCUCCGCUGCAACGGCAUGUAUGCUCCUCGCGCUCCAUGGACACAUUCCAUGGAUGGAGAAGCUUCUCAGGAUGUUGCCUCUGCAGGGGAGAAUACCAGAUCUUGGAGCGAAAGGGGUCUAUGAGGAAGAGAACAGAGAAAGUGGGCAAGUCUUAGCAGCGAUGAGGGCAGAGUACGAUAUGAGAGGACUCACGGCGAUUGGAAGAUGGGUCCCAAGCGGGAGACUGGGACAGGUGUACACACGGCUGAAAGACCAGACGGAGGAGAUCGCUAGCAACCUGACUCGGAAAGGAAGGUGUGACUCUCUUUUGGUACGAUGCUCUGAUGCUAAAGAGAUGUUCACGCAUCUGUCACACGGAGCGAUAAGGGAUGCCACUGAGUGGCUGUUUUCUCAUUUCGAAGACCGAGGGUAUCGACAGUUCAAGGUGGCAGUUAGAGGAAGGCUCACAGUGCUAAGCAAGACGCGGAAGAAGGAGGAAGGAUAUGUCACAGUAACAAUACAGCACAUCAGGGAGAUGCUCGGUUUUCAGCUUGCAGGGUCAUUCGCAUCAUGUCAGACUCUCACCAUCAGGCAAGUAACUGGGAUCCCAAUGGGCAGGGCUACGAGCCCAGCCCUGGCAUGUAUUACUUGCGCUCACGCAGAAUUCCAAUUCCUGACGUCACUCGGGAAAGACAGGAGUCUGUGUCAUGGCAUUCGGGUGGUUGAUGACAUUACGCUGUUUGUCGGGUACACAGCAGGUGAUGUUACAACAGUGACGAGAGCAAUGGAGAUUGUGCAAACCUUCGUGGACAACUACACGGAAGGUAUUGUUCUGAUAGAAAAAGGGGAAGAAGAGAACACGUUAGAGUUCGUGGGCACAUGCAUGAUGGCAAGGGUAACACCAAUCAACUUCCAGAUCUGGCCCGCACCAAAAAACAAGCAGGCACUGCACGAAACUCGUCAACUCCAUUUUCACUCCAUGCAGGAUUUUGGCUCAUGCUCGUCGAAGCUGGUCAAGGUGAACACGCUGCCAACCAUGUUCAGGAGACAGCGAAUGUUGGCAUCCUCCACUACGGCGGCAAUACCAGCCAUGUGCGCGGUGAUCAGGGAGGCACUCCUCCGGGGCUAUCCCCCGGAGGUUUUCCUCCAGGGUCUGGCCGGUUCGGAAAGACUGGCUACUGAGCCAGUUUUUGAUGCGUUUCACGCCAUGGUCCGGGAACUGUGGCGGAAGGCUGGACCAGGUAGUACUACUGGGAAGUACAGGUGAAUACGGGCUGGGGGUUGGACAACACCGGAAUUUUUCAUUUGAG
Molecule: messenger RNA, 3395 nt
Organism: Chara braunii
Lineage: Eukaryota; Viridiplantae; Streptophyta; Charophyceae; Charales; Characeae
Source: the annotation of a GenBank genome assembly